Messenger RNA from Penicillium pulvis, 413 nucleotides. RefSeq lists its product as uncharacterized. The record is from RefSeq and is a predicted model, not a curated record. Gene Ontology annotation, cellular component: mitochondrion; mitochondrial inner membrane. The coding region runs from base 27 to 338 and encodes 103 amino acids. The transcript has 2 exons. Gene Ontology annotation, biological process: mitochondrial respiratory chain complex IV assembly. NCBI's taxonomy places the organism in Eukaryota, Fungi, Ascomycota, Eurotiomycetes, Eurotiales, Aspergillaceae.
AAGAAAUAUAACCUACACACAUCAACAUGCUUCCCAACCCCCUCCGCCGACUCCAGGGCGGCAACCUGGAAGUCUUCAAGUUUGGCAUGUACGUCCUCUUCCCCAUCGGUUGGAUGUACUACUUCGGCACAAACCUCGACGACCGCUUCAACGUCAAGAACUUCUGGCCUACUGCCGAGCAGUCGCACAAGAUCCCGAUCGACAAGGAGGAGAUUGAUAAGGAGUUGGCGCGUAUGCGCAUGGCGGAGUCUGUGCGCCGGGAGCGGAGAGAGCGGGAGGUUGCUUUGUUGCAGGCCCAGGCUCAGGCUCAGCAACCGGAGUCCAGCGGACAACAAUAGACCUUUUGAAAAAGUGUUUGACGUCUGGCAAAUUUACGCGGAUAUACUGGGGAUGGAAGGGCAUGUGGAUUCGGC